AAGCGCUGGGGGAGGAAGGUGCAGGGUUAGCACGUGAUUUCUGCGAGAACCAAUGGGGGGCUACGGUCUCGUCACCCGGCCCUGGACCCGGGCCUGCCAGCAUGACCCAGAGGAAGGCGCUGUGUGGGACGCUGGGCGUCUGUCCCAGAGUUUGGGUCUGUCUGCGGGGCCUGCAGCAACAAGACGGGAAGCUCAGGGUGCCGCUCCUCACGGGGACCAGGCACUCCGCGGCCCCGCCCCAUCCGCCUUCGGGAUGCUGUUGAGCCCCGUCACCUCCACGCCCUUCUCGGUCAAGGACAUCCUGCGACUGGAGCGCGAGCGGAGCUGCCCGGCGGCUUCGCCACAUCCGGGGAUGCGGAAGAGCCCGGAAAACUUUCAGUACUUGAGAAUGGACCCAGAGCCGCGAGGGUCAGAGGUUCACAACGCUGGUGGUGGCGGCGGUGACAGAAGGCUGGACGGUUCGGAGCCUCCUGGGGGUGCCUGUGAGGCAGUCUUGGAGAUGGACGUGGAACGGAUGGCGGAGCCACAACCCGGCCUGAGCGCGGCCUCGCCCCUCGGCGGCGGGACCAGGGUGCCAGAGUGCGGCGUUGGCAACGGCGGCGACAGCGUGCGGAGUGGCCGCUCCGAGCAGCCCAAGGCGCGGCAACGACGGAAGCCGCGCGUGCUCUUUUCGCAGGCGCAGGUGCUGGCCCUGGAGCGGCGCUUCAAGCAGCAGCGGUACCUGUCAGCGCCCGAGCGCGAGCACCUGGCCAGCGCGCUGCAGCUCACGUCCACGCAGGUCAAGAUCUGGUUCCAGAACCGACGCUACAAAUGCAAGAGACAGCGCCAGGACAAGUCGCUCGAACUGGCCGGCCACCCUCUAACGCCGCGCCGAGUGGCGGUGCCCGUCUUGGUGCGCGAUGGCAAGCCCUGCCUGGGCCCCGGGCCCAGCGCACCUGCCUUCCCCAGUCCCUAUGGCGCCACAGUGUCGCCCUAUUCUUGCUACGGAGGCUACACCGGAGCACCCUACGGAGCAGGCUACGGCAGCUGCUACGCGGGCGCGCCCUCCGGUCCUGCGCCGCACACACCACUGGCCAGCGCGGGCUUCGGACACAGUGGCCAGAAUGCCACCCCGCAGGACCAUCUGGCAGCCACGCUGCAGGGCGUCAGGGCCUGGUGAGGCUCCUCGGCUUGACUCUGCCCACUAGGGUCAGAUGCUUGGUCCCUUCCCCUCCGCCCGCAGGUCGCGACAAGAAGGAGGGGACGCGGCGCUGGAGGGAAGCUGCUGCCCAACGGCGCUUCGUUCCGCAGCGAUCUCUGGAACUGCGAUCUGCACCACAGUCACCCAGCUAAAGGCCUUGCCUGGGACGUUCUUCCCCCAAAAGGCGACCCCUUUACCGGUCACCCACCAAGCAACACAGGGACUGAAGAAAACCGAGGCUGACUGGCAGUUUGGGGUGUGGGAGCAGUACUGAGGCGCGUGACUUUUGGGGCUUCAACCCCAGAGGCCCAAGAGGCUCUCGCAUCCGUACGCAGCAGCCCCGAGGCAUUGGGGUGAAUGGAGAUGGUGAUCUAGCGGGCCUACCAUCCUCCAAUUAAUGACAGCUGUUGGGGAAGAACGAGAAGAGAAUGGGAGUGCGGGAAGCGGGCUGAAGAGCCUGGAACUUGAGGAUGGGGAAGUUCACGAAGAGGGACCUGCUCUGAGCCUCCUCCUGUGGGGUUUAAACAUCCCCACAAGGCUGCGCCCUUGCAGACUCCAUUAAUCCAGAGGAGCGCUCUUUUCUGGCCACGACUGCUCUCCUGGAAGUAGGCUCUACCUUCCGGUCCCUUUCACUGUUGUGCAUUUUAUCUCUUUGUACAGCACAGCACCUCCAAUAAAUAUACUAAAUAAGUGUGCACGAGGUUGCGUGUGUGUAGGCCGUUAGAACAUACAUACGCCAUUACCUUGAAAAAUGAAGCCCAGAAGUGCUAGGAGAACAAAACCAAUUCAGUCUUGGAGGUAGAUUUCCCAGUUUCUUCCCUCACAGUCCUCUCUCCCUCUUUGUAGGUUUUCUUUGGAGCAUCAACAGUUUUGCACCAGGAAAAGAUCAAGUGCCCCGAAGUCCUAAAAAGAUGGGUAGAAAGCCUGACCUUUAGGCUUUCUAAAAUUGUGAAAUUUUGACAUCUCCACCCCUAAUGGUAUCUGAAGUCAUGCAAACUCAAGAAUGAAAACAAACUCAUUUUACUCAUAGGGACGUCGGAUCAAAUAGAAAAUGUGUGUUUGCUGAGACAGAUUUUAUAGAAAAUUUAGUAAGAAAAUGUGGCUUUUUUUCUCCCCUUGAAUUGCAUUUCUAGAUAAUGAAAAUUCUAAUUAUUCAUCCCGCAGGACUACUGACUUCUUGAAUGUUAAAUUCUCGUAUUUGAUAAAUUCCCAUAUUUAAUUCAAAUGUACUACCCCUGAAUUUUCUCAUUUCUAAUAUGACCUGGUUGUUUUACUAAAGUGAGAAGCAGACUGCUUGAGGGUGUGUAAACUAUACCUGACUGUUGAUG
Molecule: messenger RNA, 2508 nt
Organism: Chlorocebus sabaeus (green monkey)
Lineage: Eukaryota; Metazoa; Chordata; Mammalia; Primates; Cercopithecidae
Gene: NKX2-6
Product: NK2 homeobox 6
Biological process (GO): regulation of transcription by RNA polymerase II; cell differentiation
Cellular component (GO): nucleus
Molecular function (GO): RNA polymerase II cis-regulatory region sequence-specific DNA binding; DNA-binding transcription factor activity, RNA polymerase II-specific
Source: RefSeq, a predicted model, not a curated record